CGUUUUUUGUGCUGAACCGUGGACGUGAGUAUUGACCAGAAACGGUCCAAAGGGCGCGACGGCGCGUUAGUUAAGUUGUCAUGUGUUACUGAAGCAGUGUUUAACGAGGCGCUCGAGCUGCAGAUGCACGUCCCCCUUCGACCACUGCGCAUCCUCCGGUCCCUGCUCUUCAACAGUCGAACGGUCGCCCCACAGCGCAGACGCCGGUCCGCUGCAGCCAUGCGCCUGGUGCAGUUCCGUCGCCACGGCGACAGGGACGACGUGAUCCGAGUGGGGGUGGAGCAGGGCGAGGGGCGCGGCGUGGUGGACCUGCGGGCGUUUGACCCGUCCACGCCCGCGACGGUGCGAGAGCUGCUGGAGCUGGGGGAUGCGGGCCUGGAGGCUGCGCAGAGAGCCCUGACAUCCGGUCAGUGUGUGGUUGAGCGAUCCCACAUCCGGCUGCUGUCUCCGGUGUCGUCCCCCGAGAAGGUGGUUUGUGUCGGCAUGAACUACCGAGAUCACUGCCUGGAGCAGAACGCCCCGAUCCCCAAAGAACCCCUCAUCUUCAGCAAGUUCCCCUGCGCCAUCGCAGGGCCGUACGAUGACAUUACUCUGCCCGCAGAGAGCCAGGAGGUGGACUGGGAGGUGGAGCUGGCCUUCGUGAUUGGACGACAAGGCAGACGCAUCAAGGAGGAGGACGCGCUGUCCCACGUGGCCGGCUUCACCGUGGCCAACGACGUCAGCGCACGCGACUGGCAGAUGCGCAACGGGGGCCAGUGGCUGCUGGGGAAGACGUUCGACAGCUUCUGCCCUCUGGGCCCUGCCCUGGUGACCACCGACGCCGUGAAAGAUCCUCACAACCUGGGGAUUCGCUGCUUGGUUAACGGAGAAGCCGUCCAGAGCAGCAACACGGGUCAGAUGAUCUUCAAGACAGCAGCGCUGAUCGCCUGGGUCUCCAAGUUCGUCACGUUGGCUCCAGGAGACGUGUUCCUGACAGGCACUCCUCCAGGCGUGGGCUUCUUCAGAAAACCACCUGUGUUUCUAAAGAAAGGAGAUGUGGUGGAGUGCCGCAUAGACCAAUUAGGCUCCAUAAUCAACAAAGUGGUGUAAACCCGGAGACAAAGUGAAUGAAGGAACGUCUGUGCUGCACUUCUGACUCUUCACUUUACACACAAAAACAUUCAUUAAUUCUUGGUUUUAACAGAAUGUGUGAAAAGCUGUUGGAAAUGUGUGAAAAUGUGAGUUUUCUGCAGGAUACUACAGUAAUUGUGAGGAAGGAAAACGUGCUAUUUGUUACUAAAUGAAUCUGUAUAAUUACGUGA
Molecule: messenger RNA, 1301 nt
Organism: Betta splendens (Siamese fighting fish)
Lineage: Eukaryota; Metazoa; Chordata; Actinopteri; Anabantiformes; Osphronemidae
Gene: fahd2a
Product: fumarylacetoacetate hydrolase domain containing 2A
Exons: 8
Coding region: 124-1089 (321 amino acids)
Molecular function (GO): hydro-lyase activity
Source: RefSeq, a predicted model, not a curated record